AUUCCCCAUUGACGUCAAAAACCAGCUCUCACACUUUCUACAUCGCCUCCAUUCCCAUCUACCACUUACUUUCUUCUCAAGGUUUUUCCAAUUCCUCGAAUCUCCAUUUUUCGUUCUUCCUUUUUCAUCUCUAUCCCCCCUCUACAACCUAAUUAGGGUUUGUAACUUCUCCAAUUUUGUUGCCAAACGCCACAAAUUUGUCCCAAUUGCUGCCUUUUGAAGUGUCGAGCUAUUUUGUAAUUUCGAAUUUCGGCUGGCAUGAAGAACCCUAGAAAUAAGAAGAAGAAGAAGAAGGCCUCUGGGGCUCCGGGGCCGGACGCUGAUAAGAUUGUUACUAAAAAUGAUGUUAAUGUCGUCGGUGCAGUGACGGAGGCGUUCUCGGUGGCUUCUCUCAACGAUCCUGCACCUGUUUCUGGCGAGCCUAGGGUUGGCCUGAACGAAGACGCUGAGAGUUUGGACGCUGGCUUCGGCGACUAUACCGAUAACCUGACGACGACUUCAUCGUCCAGCGCGAUCACGGCUUCGUGUUCGAGUUCGUACUCUUCGGAGGAUGUUUUGGAUUACAAGGAUUAUAAGGGGAAGAAGCAGAAGCGGGUUAUUGCUGCCACGGGAACAAUAUCAACAGUUUUAGGGAAGGAUUAUGUUCGGUCGUCUUUGAAGAGAGAUUCGAGGAAUAAAUUCAUGGAGUUUGACCACGGGAAGAUUUCUCAACAGGAAGCUGAGCAGUUUCUCUGCUCCAUGCUAGGAGAUGAGUGUGAGCUGAGCAUGGCUGUUGUGAGAGAUGUGCUCUGCCAGUGUGGAUAUGAUGUGGAGAAGGCUUUGAAUGUAUUGCUUGAUUUAACUGCUGCUUCCAGUGAACAGUCUGGAACUGGUAGGUACUCAUGCAAUGGUGGUAACUUUAAACAAGAUUUUGGAUCUCCAGUUGAGCAGAUGGAAAAUUUGAUAGAUCGUGCAUCUGAUUCUACCUCCUAUUCUUCUGAAAGUGAGUUUCAAGAGAGUAUAUGGUCGUUUGCUGCUGCUUGUAGUUUAUUUGACCACCUCCCCCCCUCCAAAACCAGAAAAGGUAGGAACGAUGCGAAGUUUCUUGCUGGUUCCAAAGGCCAAGCACCACAAUCCUCUAGAAGUAUUGAAUCCGAUCUCCCUCAAACAUUGUUAGAGACUUUAUUCAAUGUUUCAAGAAGUCAUGAAUAUGAACCAAGCACCAUGAAUUGGAGGAGUAUGGUGGAGAAAAUGCAAUCUCUGGGACCUGCCAUUGAUGUUUAUGCCUCUAGUUGUGUUCAGGAUACUUAUGAUAAUAGUAAAGCUAAAGAUGACUAUCAGUUGUAUAGGAAAAAUGCAAAUCAGCAUUGGGAUUCAAUGAAAUCCUAUUACCACAAAGCAACAGCAGCAUAUGCAAAAGGAGAACGCAACUAUGCAUCYUACCUUUCGGAGCAGGGGAGAGCGCAAAAUAGACAGGCCCAGAAGGCUGAUGAUAAAGCAAGCCAUAAUAUAUUUAUAGCCAGAAAUAGGGACAUAGAGAAUGUGAUAACAAUUGAUUUGCAUGGGCAACAUGUCAAACAGGCAAUGCGGCUUCUCAAAAUGCACCUCCUAUUUGGAUCUUAUGUGCCCUCAAUUCAGUCUCUCAGGGUUAUCACCGGAUGUGGAUCACAUGGUGUGGGAAAAUCAAAACUGAAAACUUCGGUCAUCAAACUUCUAGAAAACGAGGGUAUCAAAUGGAACGAAGAGAAUCGGGGAACCAUACUGAUCAAGCUUAGUGGUUACAGAGAGUUUAACUUUCUGGAUUCUAACAGCGACACCGAGUAAGAUCAAGUCAYUAAAAUGUCCAAACAUUUGAUGCAUUUAUACUGUUUAACACUUCCUUGGCCCUUGGCGUACCAAUUAAGGGCAAGGUGCCAAGACAUUGAAGUUCAUUGUAAUUUGUAAACAUAGGGAAAAGAUUAUUCUAGUUGCACAGUUAGGGGAACAACUUAAAUUUAGGACCCUGAUUCGAAACUAAUUUAUACUCUUAGUUGUACCUAGAGCAUUUGACUUAACCUUCACUAGAAAACCUUGUAAUCUCAUGAUUUAUGAUAUUCUUUCCUUUUGGAGGGCUGGAUUUGUACCAUUUAAACUAAGUGGGUUUUGCCUGAUUGAAUGAUUUAUGUUUUUCAUUUGUUGAA
Momordica charantia (bitter melon) is the source of this 2159-nucleotide messenger RNA. NCBI's taxonomy places the organism in Eukaryota, Viridiplantae, Streptophyta, Magnoliopsida, Cucurbitales, Cucurbitaceae. The record is from RefSeq and is a predicted model, not a curated record.